GCGCUGCUGUGCGAGGGAGCUGAAAAUCUAGAAGAGUAAAACAGCCGUGCUUACUGGUACUGGAAUGGAUUGAUCAAGCUGUUAAACAUUCCUAUGACGAGAAAUUGUAUGAGGUUAAUAACUUCUUUUAACGAUCUUAACAAGUUAGCAAACCGUGCUGAAAAUGGCCAAAAGAGGAUUAUCCCGCAAAGAACUAGAAGAAAUCAAGAAGCGCGAAGAAAUUGAGGCUGCUGCUGAGGUCUUUGAGGAAUUUGUAGCAACAUUUCAAGAAGAUGCCAGCAAAGUCAGCAAAGUGUGGGUUAAAGCGGGUACCUAUGAUGCUGGUCAGCGAAAGGAAGAUGCAAAAGAUAAGGGGAAAUUGUACAAACCAACAUCAAAACUAGCGAGCUUAGCAGAAUCUUUUUCCACCAGGCCCAAACCAAAUGAUACUAAAGACACAAAAGAGUCGAAGGAUAAAAGCUUACUGAAAAAGGAAAAGAAAAAAAGCAAUCUUGAGAUGUUUAAGGAAGAGUUAAGGGUGAUCCAAGAAGAGAGGGAAGAACGACAUAGAGUAAAAGCACAUUUAAAGCCAAGUCGAUUUGAGCCUGUCAGUGCACAUUCUCCAAGCACCAGCAAAAGCUCUCUUGCCCAUGGACUGAUUUUGCCCGAAGAAAAGACAGGAUCAUUUGAUGUUGGAGAUCCUAAUACCACCAACAUUUAUUUGGGCAAUAUUAACCCUAAAAUGACUGAGCAGCAACUGAUGGAUACCUUUGGAAAAUAUGGACCUUUGGCAAGCGUUAAAAUUAUGUGGCCUCGAACUGAAGAAGAAAAAGCAAGAAAUCGUAAUUGUGGUUUCGUAGCGUUCAUGUGCCGGAAGGAUGCAGAGCGAGCGAUGAAGAAGCUAAACGGAAAAGAUAUUCUAUCGUUUGAAAUGAAACUUGGAUGGGGAAAAGCCUUGCCCAUUCCAGCUCGACCAAUUUAUAUCCCACCAGUGUUACUUGAGAAAACACUCCCGCCUCCUCCUACCGGCUUGCCGUUUAACGCAAUACCUGCUCCACAAGAUAUCGAUCAGAUCCCACCACCUGGAACACCCUAUCCAACACAUGGCGAGGCUUUGGAGAACUUCAACAAGAUUAUAUCCAGGGCUGUUGUCAAAGUGGUUAUCCCUACAGACAGAAAUUUGUUGUGUUUAAUUCAUCGAAUGAUUGAGGCUGUGGUUCGAGAAGGGCCUAUGCUUGAGGCUAUGAUGAUGAACAAAGAAAUCGACAACCAACAGUUCAGAUUUCUAUUCGAAAAUCGAAGUCCAGCUCACAUUUACUAUCGUUGGAAAUUGUUUUCCAUUUUACAAGGCGAAGCUGGCAAUAAAUGGUCAACGGAAGACUUCCGCAUGUUCAAAGGCGGGUCCAUCUGGAAACCUCCUCCCAUAAAUCCAUUUUCCGAAGGCAUGCCUGACGAGCUUUUUUCUUCCGACGAGGAAGAUGACGAGAGUCGUCGGCGGUCGCUUAGCAAAUCCCAAAAGAAACGUUUAGAAUUGAUGUUACGAAAAUUGACCCCUGAGAAGACAAAAGUAGCAGAAGCCAUGAUUUUUUGUAUUGAACAUGCUGAAGCCUACGAAGAAAUUAUCGAUUUCAUCACCGAGUCUCUUAAUAGCAUCAAAACUUCCAUUCCGAAAAGGCUGGGAAGAUUUUUUUUGGUGUCGGAUGUUCUUUACAAUUCGUCUGCUAAGGCGGUCAAUGCUUCCAAUUUCCGGUCGGGAUUCCAGUCGCACAUGGUGGAAAUAGUCAAGUAUAUGCAUCAGGCGUAUGAAGCAACUGAAAGCCGAUUAAAAGCCGAAGCUUUUCGGCAGCGUGUUAUGCUCUGUUUUCGCGCGUGGGAAGAAUGGAACGUGUAUCCUGCGGAUUUCCUUAUUCAUUUGCAAAACGUAUUCCUUGGCCUUGUCUCAGCUGAUCAAGAUGUAUCCCAACGGUCUUCGGGCCACGCUGAAGACGUUGAUGGUGUUCCAUUUGAAGAUGCGGAAGCGAUCGAUGGAGCUCCACUUAGUGAUUCAGAGGAUUUGGACGGUGUACCAUUGGACGGGGCGGCUCUUUUAAGGAGUGCAGUCAAACUUCAAACUAGUUCUCCCGCUCGCACAUUUACGGUUACAAAAUCAAGCAAAUAUGACGCGGAUUUUGAUGGAGUGCCAAUGUCAGAAGAUCUGGAUGGGAUCCCAAUGAGAAGCUCUUCUUCACCAGUGGUCAGACGAGACCGGAGGCGAGAGACUAAGUCAUCGAAGUGGGAAACACCGGCACCAGUGGUUGCCACUAGCAAGUGGGACAAUCUAGAUCCCGAGACAGAGCCAAAUGAAUCUUCUAAAAAGAAAAGCAAAUCGAAGCAUGACGAGGACAUCUUUGCGGACGUCGCCAGCACCAAACGAAAAGCAGCUGUUUCAGAUGAAGAUCUUGACGGCGCACCGCUGGAUUCCUCACCUGAGGCCACGCGACAUAGUUCUGGUUCUAGAAACGAAGACCAACGCGGGAAACUGCGAGAAUUAGAGUUGAAAGUCAUUCGUUACCAGGAUGAACUUGAAGCGGGAAUUCAUAAUCAGAUUACGGGCAUGUCGAUCUCGGAACAAGUUCAACAGUACCGUGAACAUCUUCUGCGAAAGUCCAAGCGCGAUCGUUCUCAAGAAAGAGGCGAUAGCCGUGAACAUGAAUAUAGGGAACGGCGCACGUCUCACGGUACGGAGAAAUCGGACCGUUCUGGUCGACAGGGAAUUGAAAGAGAACGUUAUAAAGAAAAAGAUAGACGACGUUCAAUAUCCAGAUCAAGGUCUCGUUCCAGAUCGCCCAGAAAGUCAUCGCGAUCAAAACGAACACGAUCAUCGAGGUCGCCAAGUCCUAGCCACUCUUUACGGAGAACCCCCCGAAGGUCGAGAUCAAAAAGCGAUGACUCGUCGAAGCGAUCUCGUCGUUCUCGGAGCCGUUCAUCCUCUCCAAGAAGGACGCCUAAAAGCCAGAAGAAAUCGAAGAAUUUCAAAUGAAACAAUUUCAAUUCUGCUGCUAUUGGUAGCAGUUUUCAAUUUCGUGCUCCCCCGGAUAUUGUUCAACUUUGCUUUCACAUUGGUAUUCAAUACAAUCUGCCUUCUAGCGGUAUCAACAACGUUGGUGGCCAGUUGUCGCAGACCCAUCCGUA
Molecule: messenger RNA, 3150 nt
Organism: Daphnia carinata
Lineage: Eukaryota; Metazoa; Arthropoda; Branchiopoda; Diplostraca; Daphniidae
Product: U2 snRNP-associated SURP motif-containing protein-like
Exons: 21
Coding region: 164-2998 (944 amino acids)
Biological process (GO): RNA processing
Cellular component (GO): nucleus
Molecular function (GO): RNA binding
Source: RefSeq, a predicted model, not a curated record